UACCAAUCUCACCGACGCCGACGGGGUGGCACCUGUUAAUUAUAUUUUAAACACAUUGUUUUCCGACUGUUCAAUAUUUUUAAAUGAUAAACAGGUUUCGUCACAAGUGAAUUAUUCUUAUAGAGCCCUUUUGGAAAGUUUGUUGUUCUAUUCCAAAUCAGGUCAAGAUAAUCUACUGAGUGCUGGCUUAUUUGCAAAAGAUACUGCAUCUAAGCAUGAUGUUGUGGGAGACGAAAACGAAGGUUAUACAACGCGUGCAAAUCGUUGCAAGCUUAGCCAAAGCCUCGACCUCGUGGGACCAUUGCACUUCGAUUUGGCCACUCAACCGAAAUUGUUAGUCAACGGGGUUAAUGUACGCAUUAAACUGGAAAGGCAUAAAGAUGUUUUCACUUUGAUGUCGGCAAACGACAAUUAUAAAAUUAGAAUUCAGCUAGCAAAACUAUACGUGAGAAAAGUCAGCGUGGCUCCCUCCAUCCUAAUAGCACACGAAAAGGCUUUAGAAAAAGGAGUUAUUAAGAUGCCCAUUCGUAGGAUUGACAUAAAAAGUUUUGCAAUAUCGAGCGGUUUGCAAUCGACAACUAUAGCAAACGCUUUUAUUGGUCAGCUACCCACACGUCUCAUUCUAGGUUUUGUAUCUAAUGCCGCCUAUAAUGGAAGCAUCAACAGAAAUCCUUUUAAAUUUCAUCACUAUAACCUAAACUACCUAUGCAUAUUAAAUGGGGGACAGAUGAUACCUUCCAAACCCUAUCAGCCCAAUUUCGAAAAAACAUUUUAUGGGCGAAGUUAUUUAAGCAUCUUUACAGAUUUAAAUCGAUAUCAUUCAAGCCCCAACAUUAAUAUCUCCUUUGAUGAAUACAAAGAUGGGUAUACAUUAUAUGCCGUUGAUUUGACUCCAGAUAUGGCAUCUAAUGAAAGCCACGUAAGCAUAAAUAAGAGCGGAAACAUAGCCAUUGAUAUCAAAUUUGCAGCGGCCUUGCCAGAAACAGUUACCCUGAUAGUCUAUGCUGAAUACAGGAACAUAAUUGAAAUAGACAAGUCACGCGGAGUCACGACAGAUUAUUAAAAAUCAUGGACGAAGUUUUGCAAAUAUACGGAAAUGAAAUUAUCGAACUAGCUAAGGAGGCGGGUGCAGGCGAGGAGGUAAUUCGAAGUAUAGGCGAUAUGAUGUUUUCCAAUAAAAUAGCGAACCUGCGCAUUGCAUUCUUUCUCGCUUUUGCCGAAAAAAUUAUUGAAAUUUUCCCAUCAAAGAAACAUCAAGUGUACGAAGAAGUGUUUAAAAGCAUAUACAGAAAUAUUCAUUUCGAACAAAGGCGGUAAUGGAUACUUUAACUCUGUGUCAAUAUGCCUGUGGCGACAGUCGAAUCAAAAAAACAUUUGGAGGUGUAUAUCCUUCCGAUUUCAUACCCUUACGAAAGAGACAUUACUCCUCAUUUAUAGUGAAUUCGGAUCCGCAUACUUUACCUGGGAGCCACUGGAUUUCGAUAUAUUUUAAGAAAAACAGCACGGCAUAUUACUUCGACAGUUAUGGUCUUGCUCCAUCUAACAAAAAUAUUUUAAACUUUUUAAUGACCAACGCUAACAAAACAUUUUAUAAUAAAAUAUGCUUUCAAGAUGAUACCAGUACAUCCUGCGGAAAAUUUGCUCUUUAUUUUUUAUUUUGUAUGGUAAGAGGGUACUCUUUGAAGGACCUCUGCACGAAAGAUAAGAAAAAAAAUGAAAUUUUUAUUAGGGAAUUUUUUAAAAAAAAAAAUUCAAACGUCGCCGCUGUUGUCAUGCUUUUCAUGCCAAGAAACAAAAUUGUGUGUCUUUGAUAAAUAUGCGUGUUAUUCCUGCAAAACAUCACUAACGCUUCAGAAGUCGACGAUGGAACGUUACGGCUAUUUGCACACUGGAAACUCCGAAAACAGUCCUGUUGAAGAAGUACACGUUGAAAAAAUUAAUCAUUUUUUCUUUAAAAACCUAAGCGACUGCAUUCGUAAUGCUCUUUACGAUGAAAACACUAGCGGGAAAGGAAAUCGUCAUUACCUGAAAAUUUUGAAGAAUGCCGAAGUGGUCAAGCAUAUUCAUAAAGCUGACCAUCAACCACAACAACAAUAUGGAUAUUGCUACUUAUACAUUCAAAAUGAACAAAUAGCUCUUUUUUCGGCAUGUAGUAAAUUAUAUAAUAGCAUGUUGGAUUGUGUUUCUUCGAAAAAAACUGAAUAUGAAAGUGAAUGUAUAAGAGAUGAAAGCUAUGUAAUUAAAAUUGCUUACUUUGUUAUUCUGAAUGAUGAUGCUAUUGUGCGAGAAUUACAUCGCACUUGUGUGUAACACAAACAAUUUGAUCAAUAAAAAGGAUUUUUUUUCUUUCAAA
Stegodyphus dumicola is the source of this 2353-nucleotide messenger RNA. RefSeq lists its product as uncharacterized. Gene Ontology annotation, biological process: deoxyribonucleotide biosynthetic process. The record is from RefSeq and is a predicted model, not a curated record. NCBI's taxonomy places the organism in Eukaryota, Metazoa, Arthropoda, Arachnida, Araneae, Eresidae. Gene Ontology annotation, molecular function: ribonucleoside-diphosphate reductase activity, thioredoxin disulfide as acceptor. Gene Ontology annotation, cellular component: cytosol.